Messenger RNA from Arachis stenosperma, 3049 nucleotides. RefSeq names its product probable LRR receptor-like serine/threonine-protein kinase At3g47570. Bases 9 to 3026 code for a protein of 1005 amino acids. The record is from RefSeq and is a predicted model, not a curated record. Gene Ontology annotation, molecular function: protein binding; protein kinase activity; ATP binding. Gene Ontology annotation, biological process: protein phosphorylation. NCBI's taxonomy places the organism in Eukaryota, Viridiplantae, Streptophyta, Magnoliopsida, Fabales, Fabaceae. The transcript has 2 exons.
UCCAAACAAUGUUCUUAACUUCAAUGCGACUCCUUUUCUUUUAUGUAUUCUUUGUGUGGCUUAAAGCUUCACUAGCCACCAACAUUUUAGGAAAUGGGACCGAUGUUAUAGCAUUGCUUCGGUUUAAAGAAUCAAUAUCCAAUGACCCAUAUGGAGUUUUAAGCUCAUGGAAUACUUCAAGCCACUUCUGCAACUGGCAUGGAAUCACAUGCAGCAUUAAGCAUCAAAGAGUGCAACACUUGAGCCUUCAACUAUGUCAGUUGCAUGGCACAAUAUCUCCAUACAUUGGAAAUCUUUCUUUCUUGCAAACUCUCAACCUUGCGAGCAAUAGCUUCUAUGGAGAAAUCCCUCGGGAGAUAGGUCGUUUAUUCAGAUUACAACAACUCUACCUCCCGGAUAACAAACUGACAGGAGAGUUUCCUGUCAGUUUGACUAAUUGCUCGGAGCUAAGGCUUCUAAACAUGUCGAGUAACAAUCUCUACGGCCAAAUACCAAUGGAGAUUGGCACUCUUAAGAAGCUUGAAAAGUUGAGUCUUAACAAGAAUAACUACUCUGGAGAAAUUCCAUCUUCCAUAUGGAAUAUCUCUUCUCUAAGUAUUCUUUCUAUGGGUUAUAAUUACUUGGAAGGUAAGAUACCUGAAGAAAUUGGAAAAUUAAAAAGCUUAUCAGGUUUCGCCAUUGGUGCCAAUAAACUGUCCGGGGAGCUUCCUUCUUCGCUUUACAAUCUGUCCUCCCUCACUCUAUUCUAUGCUGCAGACAACCAGUUUCAUGGCUCCCUUCCAUCCAACAUGUUCUACAACCUCAUCAGUCUGCAAGAGAUUGGCAUUGGAGGGAAUCAAAUUUCAGGUCCAAUUCCAACUUCUAUUUCAAAUGCAUCUUCACUUCAACUUUUUGAUAUUGGCUAUUGCAGUUUUGUUGGAAAAGUUCCAAAUCUAGGAAACCUGAAGGAUCUUUAUUGGCUAAAUUUAAACUACAACAAUCUUGGUAGUAAUUCAACUCUAGACUUGGAUUUCAUAACAUCUUUGAUUAAUUGUACUGAAUUGGAAAGUUUGGUUUUGAGUUCCAACAAUUUUGGAGGUGUUUUACCCAACUCUAUAGGGAAUUUGUCAACUCAACUCACUGAAAUUAGUCUUGAUUUUAAUCACAUACAUGGAACUAUCCCUGAAACUAUAUGCAAUAACAUAAACUUAAUUACCUUGAAUUUGGAAUAUAACCAACUUACCGGGUUUGUUCCAAAUUCUUUUGGAAAGUUUCAGAAAAUGCAACUAUUGAGUUUGGGUGCAAACCACCUUAUUGGUGACAUACCUUUCUCCUUGGGUAACCUCACUCAACUGCUUGAAAUAAGAAUUUCAAACAACAUGUUGCAUGGGAAAAUUCCACCAAGUAUUGGAAAUUGGCAAAACUUGUUGUACUUAGAUUUUUCAGGAAACAAUUUUAGUGGUGCUAUACCAGUGGAAGUUUUUAGCCUUUCAUCCUUGUCCACAAAUCUGAACUUAUCUCAUAAUUCACUGAAUGGCACUCUUCCUGUUGAGGUUGGAGCUCUUGGAAACCUUGGAACUUUGGAUAUCUCCAAUAACUAUCUAUCUGGCCAGAUUCCUAUGACUAUUGGAAAGUGCACAAGUAUGGAAUAUUUAGACUUAAAUGGUAAUUCUUUCAGUGGUAUGAUACCUUCAUCAAUAGCUUCAUUGAAAGGCCUUUCUCAUUUGGAUCUCUCGCGAAAUAACUUGUCCGGAUCAAUUCCAACAGAUAUGCAGAGGCUUUCUCUUCUAACAUAUUUGAAUGUGUCUUUCAAUAUGCUAGAAGGGAAGGUACCAUUGGAGGGUGUAUUCAAGAAUGCAACUGCAAUUUCAAUUGUUGGUAAUAAUAAGCUUUGUGGAGGUGUCUUACAGUUACAUCUUGCACCAUGCCCUGCCAAUGUUAUGGCAAGAAGCAAUCACCAUAAUUUGAAGCUAGCCAUAAUCGUAAUUUGUGUGGUUGUAUGCCUUAUUUUGCUUUCAAUUGUUGUUGUUGUUUUCUUGAGCAAGAAGAAAAAAAGAACAUCAUCUUUGACAGCAUCAACAAAUCAGUAUUCAAUGGUGUCAUACCAAAUCCUACAUCAUUCAACAGAGGGGUUUUCUACCAGUAACUUGAUUGGAUCUGGUAGCUUUGGUUGUGUGUAUAAAGGAUUCCUUGAAUCCGAACACAAGUUCGUCGCCAUAAAGGUGAUAAACCUUCAAAUGAGUGGAGCUCACAAGAGUUUCAUUGCUGAAUGUAAUGCUCUAAAAUUUAUCAGGCAUCGAAAUCUGGUGAAGAUUUUAACAUGUUGCUCGAGCAUAGAUUAUAGUGGCCAAGAAUUUAAAGCAUUAGUGUUUGAGUACAUGCCUAAUGGAAGCUUAGAAAAGUGGUUGCAUCCUAGUGCUGAAAUCACAGAUAGGCUAUAUACAUUAGACCUUACUCAAAGACUAAAUAUUGUUGUUGAUGUGGCUUCUGCAUUACAUUAUCUUCACUAUGGAUGUGAACAACCUAUUGUUCAUUGUGAUCUAAAGCCAGAGAAUGUGCUUCUUGAUGAUGACAUGGUUGCUCAUGUGACUGAUUUCGGAUUAGCAAGGCUUCUCUCAAUGACUAAUGGUGAUCCUCAUAAUCAAUCUACCACAACUGUGUUAAAGGGAACUAUUGGAUAUGCUCCUCCAGAGUAUGGAAUGAGUUGUGAGGUGUCAAUGCAAGGUGAUGUGUAUUCAUUUGGAAUUCUAGUAUUGGAAAUGGUGACUGGAAGGAGGCCAAUGGAAGAAAUGUUUAAGGAUGAUAACAAUCUUCAUAACUAUGUGAAGAUGGCAUACUCACACAAUCUUCUAGAGAUUAUGGACUCAACUCUUUUGCCAAAACAAAUUGGAGAAGAAGAAAACUACACAAAGAAGCUCACCAUGUGUGUAUUUUCUCUAAUUAGAAUUGGACUUGCUUGUUCAGUUGAAUCACCGAAUGAAAGAAUGAACAUGGCAGAUGUCACUAGGGAGCUAAACCUUACCAAAGAUAUAUUUCUUCAAGAUUGAUAUAUAAAUGAAUGCUACUAAAU